GCGUCCCGCGUGUGCUGCGCUGUGCAGCCAGACCUAACCGCUGGCCUGCCUCGGGCUGAGAAUUCACAGGCUCCUGGUCUUUGCUAGUGCUUUCCUCUUCCGUUUUCCCUCUGCUCCUGUUUUUCACACAAAGCCAUGUGAUGGAUGGGAAAUGUAUCCGCGUCUUGAUCUGAAGACGCAGAGAAACCUAACUGGAGAGAUCUGCCGGCAGCUGCAAGGGCUGCGAGCCCAGGAGUUGCUGAUAUGUGUUCAAGAUGAGUGGUAUGGGAGAAAACACCCCAGACCCAUCCCGAGCAGAGUCAAGAAAGCGCAAGGAUCCCGACCAGCUCGGACCCAGCCCCAAGAGAAGCACUGAGAAACGCAAUCGUGAGCAGGAGAAUAAGUACAUAGAAGAACUGGCAGAGCUGAUUUUUGCAAAUUUUAAUGAUAUUGACAACUUUAACUUUAAACCUGACAAAUGUGCAAUCUUGAAAGAAACUGUGAAGCAAAUUCGUCAGAUCAAAGAACAAGAAAAAGCAGCAGCAGCUAACGAAGAUGAAGUGCAAAAAGCAGAUGUGUCAUCCACGGGUCAGAGUGUCAUCGACAAGGAUGCGCUUGGGCCAAUGAUGCUUGAGGCUCUGGAUGGGUUCUUCUUCGUGGUGAACCCUGAAGGCAACGUGGUGUUCGUGUCUGAGAACGUGACGCAGUACCUGAGGUACAACCAGGAGGAGCUGAUGAACACAAGCAUCUACAGCAUCCUGCACGUGGGGGACCACAACGAGUUUGUCAAAAUCCUGCUGCCAAAGUCCUUAGUGAAUGGAGGAUCCUGGUCCGGAGACGCUCCCAGGCGGAACAGCCACACCUUCAACUGCCGCAUGCUGGUGAAGCCCCUGGCUGACUCUGAGGAGGGCCAUGACAGCCAGGAAGCACACCAGAAAUAUGAAACUAUGCAGUGCUUUGCUGUUUCUCAACCAAAUUCCUUCAAGGAGGACGGGGAAGAUUUGCAGUCUUGCUUGAUUUGUGUUGCAAGAAGAGCUCCAAUGAAGGAAAGACCACUUCUGCCUUCCUCAGAGAGCUUUACUACUCGCCAGGAUCUGCAAGGCAAAAUAACUUCCCUGGACACGAGUACCAUGCGAGCAGCUAUGAAGCCUGGCUGGGAGGAUUUGGUGAGAAGGUGCAUCCAGAGGUUCCAUUCACAGCACGAGGGAGAAAUCUCUUUUGCCAAGAGGCAUCACCAGGAAGUGCUGCGGCAGGGGCUGGCCUUCAGCCCCAUGUACCGCUUCUCGCUGUCCGACGGCACCAUCGUCUCGGCCCAGACCAAGAGCAAGCUCAUCCGCUCCCAGACCACCAGUGAGCCCCAGCUCGUCAUCUCCCUGCACAUGCUCCACAGAGAGCAGAAUGUCUGUGGAAUGAAUCAGGAUUUGACUGGACAAGGAAUGGGGAAGAUACUGAACCCGAUUAGCUCCAGCAGCCCUGCCCAUCAGGCCAUGUGCAGUGGGAACCCAGGUCAGGAUAUGACCAUCAGUAGCAAUAUAAAUUUUGCCAUAAAUGGCCCAAAGGAACAAGUGGGCAUGCCAGCAGGCAGGUAUGGUGGGUCAGGGGGAAUCAACCACGUGUCGAGCAUACAAGCAUCCACUCCUCAGGGUAGUAACUAUGCACUAAAAAUGAACAGCCCCUCACAGAGCAGCCCUGGCAUGACCCCGGGGCAGCCAAACUCGAUGCUUUCCCCAAGGCAUCGUGUGAGCCCUGGAGUGGCAGGAAGCCCCCGAGUGCCACCCAGCCAGUUCUCCCCCGCCGGGAGCCUGCAUUCGCCGGUGGGAGUCUGCAGCAGCACAGGAAACAGCCAUAACUACACCAACAGCUCCCUGAACGCGCUCCAGGCCCUCAGCGAGGGCCACGCCAUCUCCCUGGGGGCCUCGUUGGCUUCACCUGACCUAAAAAUGGGAAACCUACAGAAUUCCCCUGUGAACAUGAACCCUCCCCAGCUGAGCAAGAUGGGCAGCCUGGACUCUAAAGACUGCUUUGGGCUGUAUGGGGAGCAGUCGGAAGGUACGGCCGGGCCGGCGGAGGGCAGCUGCCAUUCGGCAGAGCAGAAGGAGGGCGAGGGCAGCGUGCCGGCCGUCAGCGGCGAGCGGCCUGAGGGACAGAGCAAACUGCACGAUGGAAAAAGCCAGACGAAGCUCUUGCAGCUGCUGACCACCAAAUCGGAUCAGAUGGAGCCUUCACCUUUGUCCAGCACCAUGGCAGAUGUCAGCAAGGACUCGGCGGGGGGCUUGCCUGGGUCUGGGUCGGCACACGGAACCUCGCUCAAGGAGAAGCAUAAAAUUUUGCACAGACUCUUGCAGGACAGCAGCUCUCCUGUGGACCUGGCCAAGCUCACAGCAGAGGCCACGGGCAAGGAGCUGAACCAGGAGUCCAGUAGCACAGCUCCUGGUUCAGAGGUGACUGUCAAACAGGAGCCAGCCAGUCCUAAGAAGAAUAAUAAUGCACUACUCCGCUACUUGCUAGAUAAAGAUGAUACUAAAGAUAUUGGCUUACCAGACAUGCCCCCCAAACUGGAGCGGCUGGACAGCAAGACAGAGCCCUCUGCCAGCACAAAGCUGAUGGCCAUGAGGACAGAGAAGGAAGAGAUAAGCUUUGAGCCCAACGAACAGCCUGGCAGCGAGCUGGAUAACCUGGAGGAGAUCCUGGAUGACCUGCAGAACAGCCAGCUGCCCCAGCUCUUCCCAGAGAGCCGCCCAGGCGUGCCUGCGGGCUCAGUCGACAAGCAAGCCAUCAUCAACGACCUCAUGCAGCUCACCAGUGACAGCAGCCCUGGCACAGCUGUGCCCACCCAGAAACCAGCCAUGAGGAUUUCACAGAGCACUUUUAAUAACCCUCGAGCAGGGCAACUGGGCAGGUUGUUACCAAACCAGAACUUGCCACUGGACAUUACGCUGCAGAACCCAGCAGGAGCAGGAACCUUCCCUCCCAUCCGAGCCAGCAGCCCCUACUCGGUGAUCCCACAGCCGGGGCUGAUGGGCAGGACUGAGGGGAUGAUGGGAGGCCAAGGAGCUCUGGGCAGCAGCAGCACAGGCAUGAUGGGUGGCAGCGCCCCUCGGCCCGCCAUGGCCUCCGGAGACUGGGGCAGCCCUGCGCCCGCCGCGAGGGUGAGCUGCGCGCCCGCGGCCAGCGCCAUGAGUCGCCCGGCGCAGGCAGGCCUCAUCCGCGCCCCUGCCGCCAGCCUGCCCCUGCGUGCCGGCGCCCAGCCCGCGCCCCGGCAGAUGCUCCCGGCACAGGUCAUGGGCAUGGGGCCAUCUGAACUGGAGAUGAACAUGGGAGGACCCCAGUACAGCCAGCAGCAGGCACCUCCCAAUCAGACUGCGCCGUGGCCAGACAGCAUCUUGCCCAUAGACCAGGCAACCUUUGGUAACCAGAACAGGCAACCCUUUGGCAGCUCACCAGAUGAUCUCUUGUGCAAUCAUCCUUCAUCAGAGUCACCAAGUGAUGAGGGUGCUCUGCUGGAUCAGCUUUACAUGGCACUAAGGAAUUUUGAUGGCUUAGAGGAAAUCGACAGGGCUCUUGGAAUACCAGAACUAGUCAGCCAGAGCCAGGCUGUGGACCCAGAGAGCUUCCCAAGCCAGGACUCCAGCCUGCUGAUGGAGCAGAAGGCGACGGUGUUCUCCCAGCAGUACCCGGCCCAGGCCCCCAUGGCGCAGGGCAGCUACGGGCCCAUGCCCGACCCUGGCUUCCACGCCAUGGGGCAGCGCCCAGGCUACGCUGCAGCGCUGCGCAUGCAGCCCCGGGCCGGGCUGCGGCCUGCAGGCAUGGUGCAGAGCCAGCCCAACCAGCUGCGGCUGCAGCUGCAGCACCGGCUCCAGGCGCAGCAGAAUCGGCAGCCACUGAUGAAUCAGAUCAGCAGCGUCUCCAACAUGAAUCUGUCUCUGAGGCCUGGAGUGCCAGCGCAGGGCCCACUCAACGCACAGAUGCUGGCGCAGCGGCAACGGGAGAUCCUGAGCCAGCACCUGCGGCAGCGGCAGAUGCAGCAGCAGCAGCAGCAGCAGGUGCAGCAGCGGACGCUGAUGAUGCGUGGGCAGGGCCUCAGCAUGACCCCCAGCAUGGUGGCGGCAGGGGGCAUCCCAGCCACCAUGAGCACCCCGCGCAUCCCGCAGGCCGGCACACAGCAGUUCCCCUUCCCUCCUAACUACGGUAUUAGUCAGCAGCCUGAUCCAGGCUUCACAGGGGCCACCACUCCUCAGAGCCCACUGAUGUCCCCGCGGCUGGCUCACACUCAGAGCCCCAUGCUCCAGCAGUCUCAGGCUAACCCUGCCUAUCAGUCCUCCACGGAGAUGAACGGGUGGGCACAAGGGAACAUGGGUGGCAACAGCAUGUUUUCACAGCAGUCCCCACCACAUUUUGGGCAGCAAGCAAGCACCAGCAUGUACAAUAAUAACAUGAACAUCAGUGUGUCCAUGGCAACCAACACAAGUGGUAUGAACAACAUGAACCAGAUGACAGGGCAGAUCAGCAUGACCUCAGCGACCUCUGUGCCUACAUCAGGGUUGUCCUCCAUGGGUCCUGAGCAGGUGAGCGACCCUGCUCUGCGAGGAGGCAACCUGUUCCCAAACCAGCUGCCUGGCAUGGACAUCAUCAAGCAGGAUGGAGACGCAGCGCGGAAAUACUGCUGACCCUGAGGGCACUUCGGUUGCUCCUUUCCUCAGCUGCCCGGGCUCCUGGCCCCAGACCCUCACCAGUGUGAAGAGCUGCGUCUGUCUGCUGCGACCCAGCCGAGUCGCGGGCAGGGCCGGUCCCUGGUCCCGGUCCCUGGUCCCCGCUCCCCAAGGGGAGCAUGAGGGUGGCCGCAGCCCAAGCAGCCUCCCUUGACAGUCUGGAGCUGGCGCACAGACAGAGGCUCAGUCUGUUCACUGCAUUCACCUUAGUGCAACUUAGAUCUCCUGCAAAGUAAAUGUUGACAGGCAGUUGUCAUAAACCAUGUCAGAUUGAAUGUAUUUAAAUGUAUGUAUUUAAGGAAAAACAACCAUGCUCUUGUUCUCUCUCUUUAGUUCUGGACCUUGGGGGGGUUUUUGCUUUGUUUUCCCUGGCUUACUCAGUCUGGUGCAAAGGAUUCCGUUCUGGCUGAAACUGGUGUUCAGACUAAAGCCUGCACUGGGGCCUGGAGGCGACCCCUGGAACAUGCAGAGACCUCCAGAGAGCUCCGGCGAGCACCUCCCGCCGACAGCAAGUCAGAGGAGAUGAACCGGUGCAGAAAACUGUGGAGCAGUUGUGACUGGGGGGAAGUUGUAAUGAGAUGGAAAUGACUCUGAGAGGGCUGCUGGGAAGGAGCAUCCAGGGGAGGUUUGGUGAUGAUGUUUGUAACGCAAGACAUGAGCCCAAAAGUACGAGCUGGUUCCAUUCUCAUCUAAUUAAAUUCCUAACAAUUAGCAAAUCCUGAUUUUUUUUUACCCCUGGCUCUCCCCACCUCUGUCUCCUUCCUCCUCUUUCUGGCAGAGUCAAAACCAGGAUUCCCUGUUACUCGCCCAGUGUUUCCAGCAGUCGGGUGGGCAGCUGUGGGUGCUGCAGGCCCAUGGCAGCGCCUGUGCCGACGGCAGCGGUGGCAGG
Messenger RNA from Dryobates pubescens (Downy woodpecker), 5577 nucleotides. It is a transcript of the gene NCOA2, whose product is annotated as nuclear receptor coactivator 2. Lineage: Eukaryota; Metazoa; Chordata; Aves; Piciformes; Picidae. The record is from RefSeq and is a predicted model, not a curated record. Bases 255 to 4646 code for a protein of 1463 amino acids. Gene Ontology annotation, molecular function: protein dimerization activity; nuclear receptor binding. Gene Ontology annotation, biological process: positive regulation of transcription by RNA polymerase II; cellular response to hormone stimulus. The transcript is spliced from 22 exons. Gene Ontology annotation, cellular component: nucleus.